Molecule: messenger RNA, 3467 nt
Organism: Physcomitrium patens
Lineage: Eukaryota; Viridiplantae; Streptophyta; Bryopsida; Funariales; Funariaceae
Product: serine hydroxymethyltransferase 4
Biological process (GO): tetrahydrofolate interconversion
Cellular component (GO): mitochondrion; cytoplasm
Molecular function (GO): pyridoxal phosphate binding; glycine hydroxymethyltransferase activity
Source: RefSeq, a predicted model, not a curated record
ACGAAGGUUCCAAGUACCUGGCAAUAUCUAUGGCCUACUUUUAUCUGGGUGUUUCUCCGGGUUCUCUCCUCGGAGGUUCCUAUACUGAGCAAGAAAGCGUGGAAAUUGUUAGCAAAUUUAGUAAGAUGCUUCCGUGGCAGGAAGUCGUGACUGGAUAGCUAUGAUCUUCGCAAUUGUAGGAGUCAUUCUGUCGUGAACAUUUCUGUCCUGGUGCACUUGUGGCAAUGUAUCUGCCGCAAGGCUGAAGUGGUGGAAACUGUAGCAAGUAUUGCAGGAGCGUUGAGUCAGGAACGACCUUUCCAUGUGAUACGCCCUCCGGGCAAUCGAAUGGCUGUUAGAUCGUAAACAGGAACCUGCCUGGGGGUUAGGGUUUUGGUUUCAUGGCAGGGUGGGAAUACGACAGAGCAAGGCGGAACAGUUCUGGUUGGUAUUAGGAGAGCACGGAAAAUUCGUAGGCGUGUGGAUUGUAAUUGGAGUUUGCGGGAAUUGAGUGGUGAAUUGUUUGCAGAUAUGUGGUUGGUUGCAAGUUGUGUCUGAGACAGAGAAGUAUCUUUGUCUUGCAGCAUGGGGGAAGUGCUGUUCCUGUUGUCGUCGUUGUCGUUGUCGUUGACGUGUUCGUCAUCAUUCCCAUGCUGCGUUGCAUAGAGCUGGAUUUCUUUUGGUCGCAGCUAGUUUUCUUGUCUUCUUUUCUCCUGAAUUUUUAAGCCGCUGCUAUAAAGCAAGAUAGAUGGACGUCGGGGAAAUGAAGCCUAGCCUAUCGCUGGGACUGGCGCAAAUGAUGCAGCAAACUGCACAGCACCAGCUCCAGAUGAGUUCUACAAUGGAGCAAGUCAACAACGUUCAACCUACUUUGUCUAGCGGGAGUCACAUGAGUGAUCUUAGCCAGGGAGAGACGGUCAUGCAAGUUACGACGAGAGAUGGAUCUCAGAUUCUUCUUCAGGGCACUGGUGGUUCAUUAGGAUUUUCUCCUGCGAAUAAUUCCCAGCGCGUAAAACGGAAGGCCACAGGAGCUCUACUGGGCCGUCAGUUUCGGACUCCUUCAGCUCCUUCAACUCAGAUGAUGGGAGGAGUACGAAGCCCCUCUCCUUCCUCCGGGCAGCAGUCCCCUGUAAUUUACCAGACUUCCCCUCGCACUUCUCAACCUUUAAUGCAGGGCCCGUCUUCUGGCGCGUUUCACGCAGUAGUAGCAUCCGAUCAUCUUCUUCAGAAUGGGAUUCCUAGGCCUUUGCCAAACCAGCUAUCUUCUUUGGGACAGAGAGGAGCCAAGAACCACACCCCAUUUCAGUACCACGAUCAUAAAGAACGGAGACGAGGAGUACGUGAUUGGGGCAACAAACCCCUCUCUGAGGUGGAUCCAGAUUUGUGGGACAUUAUGGAAAGAGAGAAGCAUAGACAAUGGAGAGGCAUUGAGCUGAUUGCUUCAGAGAAUUUCACUUCACUAGCCGUCUUCGAAGCACUGGGCAGUCAUCUCACCAACAAGUACUCGGAAGGAUUACCUGGGAGUAGAUAUUACAGGGGGAACGAAAACAUCGAUCAGAUCGAGUCUCUCUGUUGUUCAAGGGCUUUAUCAGCCUUUCAUCUUGAUCCUGCGAAGUGGGGUGUAAAUGUACAACCCUACUCAUGUUCAUCCGCAAACUUAGCUGUUUUCACCGCACUUCUGCAACCGAAUGACCGCAUUAUGGGCUUGGACGUUCUGUCCGGAGGUCACCUUAGUCACGGGUAUCAGACGCAGGGCGGAAAGAAGAUAUCCGCAGCUUCCAUUUAUUUUCAGACUUUACCAUUCAAGGUGCAUCCUGAAACUGGCCUUAUCGAUUACGAGAAAAUGGAGGAAAUAGCACUCCUCUAUCGACCCAAGAUUCUGAUUUGUGGUGGAAGCUCUUACCCUCGAGAAUGGAAUUAUUCUCGCUUUCGCCAAGUGGCUGAUAAAAUUCAUGCCAUCUUAAUGUGUGACAUGGCUCAUAUAAGCGGACUUGUGGCCGCACAGGAAUGUGACAGCCCUUUUAAUUACUGUGAUGUGGUCACGUCCACCACUCAUAAGUCACUUCGUGGACCUCGGGGCGGCAUAGUCUUCUUCCGGAAAGACUUGAAGGCUGGUGGCAAGCCAGGGGAUGGCGCCCCUGGUAACCUUGAGCGGGAUAUCAAUUUCGCAAUUCAUCCGACUUUACAAGGUGGUCCGCACAACAACCAUAUUGCAGCUCUCGCGGUGUCCCUCAAACAGGCAUGCUCGAAAGAGUACAAGGAGUACAUCCAGCAAGUGAAGAAGAACGCUCAAGCUCUUGCAGAAGGCCUGAAGAGGCGAGGGUGCAAGCUGGUCACGGAUGGAACUGAUAACCAUCUAAUACUUUGGGACCUUCGCCCUUUUGGUAUCACUGGUAAUCUUCUCGAAGAAGUUUGUGAAGCAUGCCAUAUCACAGUGAACAAGAAUGCCGUUUAUGGAGACAGUAGCUCCUGGCAGCCUGGCGGUGUACGUAUUGGAACCCCAGCUAUGACGUCCCGUGGCUGCAACGAAGGAGACUUUGACACUAUUGCAGAAUUUCUUUUUAAGACCAUGCAAAUCGCUGCAAAUCUAAACAAAGGAAACUUCAAGGCCCAGUCAAAGAACGAGGUUUUCAGUAAUGGCGAAAUUCGGGAGCUGAGGUCCAAAGUCGAGGAAUUCGCCACUGCAUUUGAAAUGCCUGGGUUCGAUGUUCCACAGUGACAGUCUUGCAGCAGCAACUUUCCGAGGAUCGGAAAUUUUCCUUGAAUUUUGGGUUAUAUUCUCUUGGUUGUGGUUUCUCUUUUUUUGUUGGUUAUUGCUGCCCGCUUGGGUCGUACCAUAGUUCUUCGACAUGACAGCGGGUAGCUUGAAGCGCAGUUAUGGAUGGGGAAUUGGAAGAGCUCCUUUUCACGUCCACUACUGCCCGCUGAAGUGGAGGCAGCAGCACCCACGGACUCUCGUGGGCUUCCAGCUGGCAACGGCCACCUUCUGCAACAAGGCUGCUGCUGCGGCUGCGGCUGCCGAGGAGCUGUUUCUGUACCAUUCGUCUUCUUCGACUUUCGAGGCGUUCCUCCCGACGGUCACACUUGAAUCCCAUCCACAUGAGCCAAUAUUUGGUGGUUGGUUGCAUGUAGCUUGUACAAUAUUGUGAAAGAAUUUUAUGUUUAGGAUAGAGGAGGAGAUUGAUUACAGGGUUUCUAGAACCUUUCCGUAAUGUAAGCGUUCGUAUUAUCGUUGUCAUUAAUCUCUGGUUGAUCAUGGUGUUGAAUGAUGCUUUACUUUCUGCUCAUCACAACGUGUUGCAAAUGUAUCUUGGGUGUUUUGGUCCAUCUCCAAACAGAGAACCACCCCGGAUACAACGCAGAUGUUUGGCAGAUAGUCCUAGAUUGUACAGUCUCGUUGCAUCCUUCACAGUUUGUGGUUGGCGGGACGUGAAAUCUUAUUAUUGCACUAUUUUUCACAUCCUGUCGGCUCAGGAGACCAAUCUAAA